AUGGCCGCCGAAACUUACGGACAUCGACUGCUCUACACCGAAAAAGAUAUUUUCCCCAAUGACGUUAUGUUAGAAUAUUCUACUGAAGAGUGUUAUUUAUCAUGGCCAAGGUCACCUGACUCCGGGAGAUCGAGCUUGGAGCCGACUCCGUCCAUGGAUGGAAGCAAUCAGGAAUCACCAACACACAUCGCAUAUAGAGGAAUGCCGAACGAUUUAGUUCUAGAAGACAGUUCGGAAGACUUGGAUUUAGAAGGUUCUGGAAAGAGACGAGGAAGGGCGACCAGUGCUGCAGUUCUGCGAAGACGCCGCCUUGCAGCAAACGCGAGAGAAAGGAGACGAAUGCAGAAUCUGAAUAAGGCUUUCGACAGACUACGCGGUCACCUACCAUCGUUGGGAGCUGACAGACAACUCUCCAAAUACGAGACCCUCCAAAUGGCUCAAACAUACAUCGCAGCAUUAUACGAGCUACUGCAAUAG
This is a messenger RNA of Danaus chrysippus (African queen), 477 nucleotides long. NCBI's taxonomy places the organism in Eukaryota, Metazoa, Arthropoda, Insecta, Lepidoptera, Nymphalidae. The record is from the annotation of a GenBank genome assembly.